This is a messenger RNA of Erigeron canadensis, 1529 nucleotides long. RefSeq lists its product as uncharacterized. The coding region runs from base 37 to 1380 and encodes 447 amino acids. The record is from RefSeq and is a predicted model, not a curated record. NCBI's taxonomy places the organism in Eukaryota, Viridiplantae, Streptophyta, Magnoliopsida, Asterales, Asteraceae. The transcript has 7 exons.
UCAUCAUCCAAUAACCAAUAUUAUCUCUGUAUAUAUAUGAUAUAUAUAUAUACUUCUGUAAGUAAUUAUCAUCCAAAAUUCCCUCACCCCACAUCCCAAGUUCACACCUUUAAGACUUUGCCAUCUUUUGUUGCUACUAUUACAGCUCCAUUUGAUCAAGAAUUAGAAAUGUGGGGAUUUGGGGGCAGAUUUUAUUGGGGAAACAAAACAAGAUUAAAUAAUAGUAAAGGAAUUGUGGUUGUAUUUGCAUGGAUGUCAAGCCAAACAAAACAUGUUAAGAAUUAUGUUGAUCUUUACUCUUCUCUUGGUUGGGAUUCACUUGUUUGCCAUUCCCAAUUUCUUAAUUUGUUCUUCCCUGAUAAGGCUCAUAUGUUGGCACUGGACAUUCUUAACGAGCUUGUUAAGGAGCUAAGGAAAAGGCCAUGCCCAGUUGUCUUUGCAUCUUUCUCUGGUGGUCCCAAAGCUUGCAUGUACAAAGCUUUGCAGAUAAUUGACUCGAAGGGUGAAUCUUGUAGAGAUCUGGGUGAAUUUCAACUAGUUAGAGAUUGUCUUUCUGGACACAUAUUCGAUUCGACUCCUGUGGAUUUCACAAGUGAUUUGGGCACACGAUUUGUUCUUCACCCGAGUAUUCUUAAAUUGUCUAGUCCUCCAACAAUAGCAAAAUGGAUUGCAAAUGGCAUCUCAUCUAGCCUUGAUGCUCUGUUCCUUAGUAGUUUUGAGUCACAGCGUGCAGUAUAUUGGCAGACUCUGUACUCAACUGUAAGAAUGAGAGCACCAUAUUUAAUACUUUGCUCGGAAAAUGAUGAUCUUGCUCCUUACCAAAUCAUCCGCAACUUUGCCCAACGGUUAGAAAGUCUUGGUGCUGAUGUCAAGUUGGUGAACUGGACUAGCUCUCCUCAUGUAGGUCAUUAUCGGCAUCAUCCCGUUGAGUACAAGGCUGCUGUGACUGACUUGCUAACCAAGGCUAUAUCCAUUUAUUCACAAAGAAUCCAACGAGUCAGUGGGUCUCACAGUGUGACCUCAGAACCGUUAAACCACCUAAGGGAAGCAGUUUCCAGUUCAAACGAGUACCAGAGCUUCCAUAGAAUCACUCUUGAUAUGAAUGACCACUUUGUCGUGCCUGGCUCAGUCGAGUACCAUGAAGGGAGAGAUGUGGGGUCCGUUCAGGAUGCCCCUAAAGAACGCUUCAUUCCAAGGUCAGCCCCACCAAUGGUCAACCCUCAGGGUAUUCUUGGUCAAAUCUUGUUUGAUGUUUGUGUCCCAAAAAACGUUGAAGAUUGGGAUUUAAGGUCUUCGUCAUCUUCCUCUUACACGUUUACUUCAGGCCGGAGACAUUCACAUUUUAAUCCUAUAAAAUGCAUUCGAAGAUCGAGACUUUAAAAACUAGUUUUUGGAUACUAUUGCAUUUUAGUUCAAGGUGAAAGAGUUGGUCUGAUUCAUGAGGUUUUUAAAAUUGAAUGUACAUACACAAUAAUGGAAGUUCAGUUUCUAUAGACUUAAAAAGGAAGUUAUUAAUUUGGUUUCUUGCA